Electrophorus electricus (electric eel) is the source of this 1194-nucleotide messenger RNA. It is a transcript of the gene lrrc30a, whose product is annotated as leucine rich repeat containing 30a. The record is from RefSeq and is a predicted model, not a curated record. Lineage: Eukaryota; Metazoa; Chordata; Actinopteri; Gymnotiformes; Gymnotidae.
GUCUGUCAGCAGCACUCCUCCAGCGCACCCUGGACAAACACAAACAUCUUUAUAGCAAUGUGUGUUACAUCUUAGGCAGCCAGUUCCAAUCAGAUAUGCAAGGCGUUUCAAACCUUAGCAUGUCCUCUGAGUGUCUCCAGACCUCCAGUGUGCCACUGAGAACUGGGAGUCUCUUCCCUCCAAAAGAGACUGUGAUCAAGGAAGAUGUUUGUUUACUUGUAGUUUAGGUGCUCAUAAGAAGCAGAGGUAUUGUGCUAGGUAUGAGAGGAAAGCAGUCAAAGGAACUGGCAGACGAGGAAAUAAAACAACAAAGAAGAAAGAUCAUGGCUUGUGAACAGAGACUGACAACAGCUGACAGGAUUCACAAGCACACUGUCACGCACUUCGGCUACAGGGUGCUGAGUUUGACCUGCCGCGGCAUGGUCGACCCUCCUGAGGAACUAUUGGAGAUCUCGGAACUGCAGAAGCUCAAUCUGUCCCUUAACUGCUUGCCCUCACUUCCAGCAUCAGUGGGCAUCCUUCAGAACCUCGUGGUGCUCAACUUGUGGGGUAAAUAGCUCACUACUCUGCCCCCAGAGAUAGGGCAGCUGCGGAACCUGAAGGUGCUCUUUGCCUAUCGCAAAUGCUUAAAUGAGGUCCUGGAGGAACUGGGCUACUGCAGCAAGCUCGAGGCGAGUUUAGCAAACAACCAGCUCACGUACCUCCCGGACAGCCUGUCAGAACUUACGCACCCAAAGGUCAACCUGAGCCACAAACAGAUUGCACAUAUCCCAGUGUGCAUCUACACCAUGAAGAGCCUGGCCUUCUUAGACAUGGCCUGCAACAGGCUAGAGAACAUCACUGAGAAGAUCCAGGCCCUGGCUGACCUAAAGAUCCCCAUCAUGGAAGGGAACUAUAUUCACUCUCUGCCAAGGAUGUUCGGCUGCCUGACCGAGCUGGAACUUCUCAAUGUAGACUAUAAUGAAAUUCAAAAUAUUACAGCUGAAAUGCACCAAUUGACCAGCCUGGGGAAACUUGCGUGCCACCCACUGGAUAAAGGACUCCAUAUUAUGUACAACCCUCUGUCAAAGCCCAUUAAAGAAGUGUUGGAUGGAGGCCUUCAAGGUCUUUAUAACUACCUCAAGGCCAACUAAAAUGUGUUGCCAUAAGAUGGAGAGAGCAUACAGCUAUAAGAGACUGCAAUUACUAGGCUAC